GAUAGGACAGGAAAAGCAGGGGGAGUCAUGGGGGAAGCGGGGUGAGCUUUAAAUACCAAUCCGAUGGGCUGGGAGCUGCAGCCUUGAAGUGACAGGAGACGCCUAGACUGCAACAGAGAGAAAGGCUGCGUCUGAGUGACUUCUCUCCUCGCCUCCUCCCUGCAAAAUGGAUUCUAAAAUGUGCAGAUUCCUUGUGGUCGGCGUUUUCCUCCUCAGCCUGAAGGCAGAUCCAACAGCAGCCUGUUCCUGUGCUCCUAGACAUCCUCAGUCUGCCUAUUGCAAUGCUGAUAUGGUGAUCAGAGGCAAAUUUGUGAGUGUCAGCAAGCAGCAUGUGAACGUUUCUGUGGGAGAACCUGUGUGGUGGAUACGCCAUGAAAUUAAAACAACCAAGGUAUACAAGGGCCCAGAAGAGAUGCAAGAUGUCCGCUUUCUCUACACUCCGGCUAUGGAAAGCCUCUGUGGUUAUGAACACAAGGGCCCACUCAAAGGGGAAGAAUAUGUCAUUGCAGGGAUGAUGGAUGGCAAUCGCGUCAUGAUCACAGCCUGUUCCUUCAUCCAGCCGUGGUCUCAGCUUUCUCUUGCGCAGAAAAGAGGCUUGAGUCUUGACUACAGCAAGGGCUGCAACUGCACAGUCAUGCCCUGCCUUUCCAUGCCAUGUUUCAUCUCUUCUGACAACCAGUGCCUAUGGACAGAUGGGAUCAUGUCCCGGAUAUGGGAUAGUCUUCAGGCCAAGCGCUUGGCAUGCCUGCCACGAUCUGAGAGCUCUAACUUCUGCACCUGGCAAUCCCUGAGUUCCCAAGGACCUGGGUCCCUUCGCAAGUCUCGCCUCCUGAGGCAGUAAACAUCUUAUGGACUCUGGAGUGGUACUCCUCUCCCUGACAAUCCCUCCGUUUCUGUCUGAAUUGUCUCUUUUUAAAUAAAUGCCAAUUCCAACAA
Pantherophis guttatus is the source of this 936-nucleotide messenger RNA. It is a transcript of the gene TIMP1, whose product is annotated as TIMP metallopeptidase inhibitor 1. The record is from RefSeq and is a predicted model, not a curated record. Lineage: Eukaryota; Metazoa; Chordata; Lepidosauria; Squamata; Colubridae. Gene Ontology annotation, biological process: response to hormone; negative regulation of endopeptidase activity; response to cytokine. Gene Ontology annotation, cellular component: extracellular matrix. Gene Ontology annotation, molecular function: metalloendopeptidase inhibitor activity; protease binding.